AUGGGAAGCUUGGACUCAUCCUUAAAUGAAGAGUUAGAAAUUGUCCCAGAUUCACAAAUUUCAGGGUUUGAUUCUCCCUUGAUACCGACGGGUGCAGGCAGUAGCUUCCGCGAUGACGAUGACGAUGACGAUGAGAAGGUGCAACCCAACUUUAUCAGCGAUACUGAGAAUGACACUCUUGAAAGUGACGAAGAGUUCUCGAGCCUAGAAGACAGUGAUCUAAUUCUCCCUAAUGUCAAGGUAAAGUCUAGCGAUAAUUUCGACCCAAUCUUAAAGAGAAAAGCUUUAAACAAUAAUGAAAGAGAAACGAUUUUGAAGAUACCUAGGAAAAUAAUCGAUUAUGUCCCAUUGAAGAAUUUCAAUUUAGGUGACAGUUUCGAUAGUAUGAUUACUACCAGGGUGACAAAACUAAGAGAUUUAGAAAAGGAAAUAUUGGACUCACCUAGCGGGAGCACAGGUAUAGUGACCACCAGUAAUACUGCGGCCAAGAGUGAGUUACAAAAAAGCAUAAAGUGUGGCGGAAUUAUCCCUGAAAAAUAUUUAGAUGUGGUCACCAAGGAAACUAUAUCCGAUAAAUACAAAGAUUGGUAUUUCAUCUCUGAAAACUGUCAUUUUGAGGAGUUGAUGGACUUAGAAAUGAAAGAUAUGGAUUAUUCAUUCUUGUUCGGUAGUAAUACAUGCAAAGGGAACGUUCCUGAAUUUCUUCGCUUGAAAUGUCCCAAUAUCACAAACUUACUAGUCUUAUUUGGUGUCAACGAAGAAAAAUGUUUCUCACUAAGAAUUAACUACGAGAAAAAAGAAAAUGCCAAACACGAUAAUUUAUGCACAAUUUAUCCCACUGACAAAAUGCUCAAGUUUUUAAUGUACUACUACAGUGCUGAUGGAGAUGUUAGGGAGGUUUUUCUGAAAGCUUUCAUCUGUUUAAUUUUGGACAGAAAUGUUUUUAACGCCAUGGGAUUGGACCACAAUAUGUGCCUUAAGGUUUUGGAACUAUUUGAUCAUACAGAGUUCAUAAACUCAUAUUUUGAGAUUGUGUGCAAGGACGAUUUUUUUUUACAUUAUAGACUACUACAAAUCUUCCCCAAUAUACAAACCGCCUUACUUGGGAGACUCUUUAACAAAGAACGAUGCCGAAUUAGUACUAUAGAGCAGAAUAUAAUCAAUGAAUUUAAUGAAAUGUUUGACUAUAAAAACUAUAAGAAUUUGCUGUAUUUCAUUUUGAUGAUGUACGGUUCGAAACAUACUCCUUUUGGACCCAAAUCCCAAGUAACAGAAUAUUUCAAAGACUGCAUAUUGGAUAUCUCAAAUGAAACAACAAAUGACGUUGAAAUUUCUAUUUUGAAAGGUAUAUUAAACUUGUUUUCUAAAAUCAGAUGA
Molecule: messenger RNA, 1377 nt
Organism: Saccharomyces mikatae IFO 1815
Lineage: Eukaryota; Fungi; Ascomycota; Saccharomycetes; Saccharomycetales; Saccharomycetaceae
Gene: KRE29
Product: Smc5-Smc6 complex subunit KRE29
Exons: 1
Coding region: 1-1377 (458 amino acids)
Source: RefSeq, a predicted model, not a curated record